UCGUUGAGUGGCUAUGCAGGGGCUGUGACGUUGCACAAAGCCUCUCUCUCACUCCUUUCUUGCUGCAUCACAACCGCCGCUAGUAGCUCCCUGGCUAUUUGCACUGACCGGGGGACAGGAUAAUCGCAUAGCUAAUUAGCAUAAUAAUAACUCUAAAGAUAACACUAGCUAACAUCACCACAACAGGAGUAAUCUACGGAAACGAUUUACAUUGAGCUAUCCCCUUGGAACCGCUGGGUCAUGGCCAGACAAGAUCAGGUCCUGCUCUUGGAGCCACAGCACGAACUGAAAUUCCGAGGUCCCUUCUCGGAUGUGGUCAACACCACCCUAAAGCUCGCCAACCCUACAGACAGGAAUGUGUGCUUCAAAGUCAAGACGACGGCCCCGCGCCGUUACUGCGUCCGGCCGAACAGCGGCGUCCUCGACGCCGGCACCUCAAUCAACGUCUCAGUGAUGCUGCAGCCUUUCGACUACGACCCCAACGAGAAAAGCAAACACAAGUUCAUGGUGCAGUCCAUGCUGGCCCCACCCGAAAUGACAGACAUGGAGGGAGUGUGGAAGGAGGCAAAGCCAGAAGAGCUGAUGGACUCCAAACUGAGGUGUGUCUUUGAGCUGCCGGCGGAGAACGAGAAAACGCACCAAGACCCGGAUGCCAACAAGAUGAUGUCGUCCAACCUGCUCAAGUCAGAGUCCUCCACACUGUCCAUGAAGUCCAUGAGCUCCACCCUGGACGACGGCGAGGUCAAGAAGGUCAUGGAGGAGUGUAAGAGGUUGCAGACGGAGGCACAGCGGCUACGGGAAGAGAACAAGCAGAUCAGGGAAGACGAUGGCCUGCGGAUGAGGAAGAGCAAUGUGUUGUCCUCCUCCCAGCACUCCUCCCACUCCAUGGUGAAGGAGGAGGGGCUGAGCCUGCGCACAGUGGCCCUCAUCGUGCUCUUCUUCGUGGUCGGAGUCAUCAUCGGCAAGUUGGUCUUGUAAGAGCAAGCGGCGAGCGAGAGACGGCCAACCGCAUGCUUUCGGGGGAUUGAAACAAACGGAUUUGGGAUUUUUUUUAUUCAGAAAUGCCAUAUCAAUGGGGUAGUUUUGAAUCGUUCCUUUAUGUACAAAUAAAAAAAGAUACAAAUCAAAAUUCCAUGUUAUGAACAAACCAACAAGAGAAAAAACAACAACAACUUGUUACAAGAUCUCUUUAAUCAUAACAUAAUCAUUCUGGCCUAUGCCACAGAUACAGUAGGAGGGAGUAAAAUGCAGAUCUUUGAUAGUCAUUGAAGUGAAGGAUUUUCUAAACACCGGGGGGGGGGGGGGGGCUUGCGAUUGAGUCAGUUUGCGUUGUGUGAAUGAAUGUUUUCACGGAUUGUCAUUUAUUUUCACAAGUGGCCACAGGCCGUAGGCAUACUCUGUGUAGUGAAUCCAUAGUACCCUGGAUUAAAGUAAUACCAGGUGGGCAGCACUCUUUUUGUCUCACCUCCUUUACAACAUGAUUGACAGAGAGGCUUCAGGAAGUAGAUGGGAUUAUGCACAGGGCUACUGUCAACCAAACUGACUCUUCCAAUCAAAGGCUUUGUAUAGACCGUCUCCUCUGUGAUUGGGGAACAUCCUUAAUCGACACAACAACCCCCUCCUCCGUCUCCCCAUUCUCUGUUUUUCCAAGCUAGAACAUUUCCCCCCUUUUGAUCAUAAAUACCUGAGUUGGCAGUAUAUUCUUGAUUGCAUGCGUCCACUAAAGAGCGUUGCAUUUUUUGGGACAUUUUAAAUUUAAUUGAAUUGCUUUCAUCAUUGUGAUGUUUCUUUUCAGCCUUAGAUUUUCUCAACUCAACCGUCAGAUUUUUUUUCCCCCUUUUCAUUUCUUUUUCUUUUCUUUUCUUUUUUGUGAUAACGUUUUAUUUUGUUUUUAGGGUUUGAGGUAUUAUUAAAAAAUGUAUGCAGCUAAAUGAACUCCGGAUGGGUUGGGACUGAGUCACUGAAUAGCCUACUUACUUUGUGACUGUUAUUAGCACGUUAUUCUGGAAGGAAAGAAGGGAGAGAGGGAAUGAGGAAAGGUACUUGUAGAAGUGAGUUUUGUUGAGAUUUUGUCGGUUUUCUUUUUUCUUCUCCAAGCUGUACAUUUGUUGAUCUGUCAGGCAGAACUGUCAUUUAAAUGGUUUAUGCUGUCCGUUCACCAUGCUGUGACUGUCACGUAACUCUUAAAGAACAUUUCUCCAACUGUAUGGUCAUUGGCUUCAUGCACCCCACUACGGUCAGCAUCGAUAGUUUUGGAUCUUUGUCUGUUUGUUUCACCGUUAUAGUUAUCACUGCACUCAUGUUCAUUUUAAUGCACUAUAUUCUCAAGAAUGUUUUUUUCCCAGUAUCUAUCAAUGUAACUGUUUUGUUAGUUGACGUGUCUCUGCAUUUAACUCACGAGAAAACUAAAACAUACUAAACUAUAUCCUGAAGGGACCAUUCUG
This is a messenger RNA of Oncorhynchus kisutch (coho salmon), 2444 nucleotides long. Its product is annotated as vesicle-associated membrane protein-associated protein B. Gene Ontology annotation, molecular function: FFAT motif binding. Gene Ontology annotation, cellular component: endoplasmic reticulum membrane; plasma membrane. The record is from RefSeq and is a predicted model, not a curated record. NCBI's taxonomy places the organism in Eukaryota, Metazoa, Chordata, Actinopteri, Salmoniformes, Salmonidae. Gene Ontology annotation, biological process: endoplasmic reticulum membrane organization. The transcript has 6 exons. The coding region runs from base 241 to 978 and encodes 245 amino acids.